CAUUUUUUUUCCCUAUUAAAUUGCUCAACCAUUAAAAAGGUGAAUAAAUUGGAAAGUCCCCAAAUACUCUCUCCCCUCCGUCCCCGUCUACGACCUUCCCUUUUUUUUUUUCUUGAAGUGGAAUAAGCAGUACUUUUGCUAAGUGAUCUUCAAGCCGAAACUCGGCUAGGCGCCCCAGGACUUCCUCCGGAUAGCAAAGCUGGAUUUUUGAGCAGCACCACCUGCCGGGCCUACACACGUUUUACUUCCUCCACCCCAAAUCUCUCUCUGCUGGAACUGCAUUCUUUCAGCGCCUCUGGGCCCUAAUACAAACAAAGCACACUCUAAAGCAGCCAGAAGAAUCCAAGAAGCGAAGUCGCCAGUCCCCACAAGCAAGAGAGUGCGUGCAGGCAACGACGCGAUGCAGGGACAGAAAUAUGAGGCGCCGGAGCCAGCUCGCGGGUGCGCGGCACGGCUUCCGCCCCGCGCGGCCCCGCCUCCGUGACGCGCCGGGUGGUCACGUGACGGCCGCGCGCGUUCCCGGCCGCUGCGGGCUCCGAGGCCAGAGAGAAAAGACUGCGAGGUGGCCGCAGCUGUAGCCGGAGAGGUGGGAGUCGGAGCCAGGCCCUCUCGGGGGAGCAGGGUGAACGCUGGUCACUCCAGGAUCCUCGCUCGGGGAGAGGAGGCAUAGCUCGCGGUGUCACCUCCAGCCACAACGUACUCCGGGUUGGCCUUGCGCUCGGGGCCUGAGAGGGGCGGCGGCGGGGUCAGGGGCCGCAUAAAGAAUGAACCAGCAGUGGAAGAGAAAAUAACUGCAAGCUGGCUGACUGCUGAUGAAGAAAAUGCUUUAUUUUUAUGGCAGGCAUCUGUGGGAUCUGUAAUAGAAAUAUUUCCAAGUCUCCUCAGAGGGAAAAAUCUCUGUAAGAAAAACUGAAGACACAGGAGUUUGCUCAUAGAAGGCUAAAAUACUGAAGAGAUCUCCAGGUCUAGGUACUGGUCAUCAAGGAACUUACUAUGAUCCAGUAAAUGAGACAUGUAUGUAAUUAACAAACAGUGGAAUAGAUGCCAUAUUAAGGUAACAAUAAGAUGCUAUUGAAACUGAACAGAGGGAGAUAUUAAUUUCAUCUGAACGGUUCAGAGUGAACAGAACAAAUAUUGGAGUAAUUCAAGAUUCUGUGGCUGGCCUUUUUGACUGCUCUCUCUACAGGUUUAAUUUGGGCAUUGACUCAUUUUCAUGGCUCCAAGGACCAUGUAUGUGUUGGAUGGCUGGUUGUGGUGAAAUUGAUCAUUCAAUAAACAUGCUUCCUACAAACAGGAAAGCGAACGAGUCCUGUUCUAAUACUGCACCUUCUUUAACCGUCCCUGAAUGUGCCAUUUGUCUGCAAACAUGUGUUCAUCCAGUCAGUCUGCCCUGUAAGCACGUUUUCUGCUAUCUAUGUGUAAAAGGAGCUUCAUGGCUUGGAAAGCGGUGUGCUCUUUGUCGACAAGAAAUUCCCGAGGAUUUCCUUGACAAGCCAACCUUGUUGUCACCAGAAGAACUCAAGGCAGCAAGUAGAGGAAAUGGUGAAUAUGCAUGGUAUUAUGAAGGAAGAAAUGGGUGGUGGCAGUACGAUGAGCGCACUAGUAGAGAGCUGGAAGAUGCUUUUUCCAAAGGUAAAAAGAACACUGAAAUGUUAAUUGCUGGCUUUCUGUAUGUCGCUGAUCUUGAAAACAUGGUUCAAUAUAGGAGAAAUGAACAUGGACGUCGCAGGAAGAUUAAGCGAGAUAUAAUAGAUAUACCAAAGAAGGGAGUAGCUGGACUUAGGCUAGACUGUGAUGCUAAUACCGUAAACCUAGCAAGAGAGAGCUCUGCUGACGGAGCGGACAGUGUAUCAGCACAGAGUGGAGCUUCUGUUCAGCCCCUAGUGUCUUCUGUAAGGCCCCUAACGUCAGUAGAUGGUCAGUUAACAAGCCCUGCAACACCAUCCCCUGAUGCAAGCACUUCUCUGGAAGACUCUUUUGCUCAUUUACAACUCAGUGGAGACAGCAUAGCUGAAAGGAGUCAUAGGGGAGAAGGAGAAGAAGAUCAUGAAUCACCAUCUUCAGGCAGGGUACCAGCACCAGACACCUCCAUUGAAGAAACUGAAUCAGAUGCCAGUAGUGAUAGUGAGAAUGUAUCAUCUGCAGUUGUUGCACAGCACUCCUUGACCCAACAGAGACUUUUGGUUUCUAAUGCAAACCAGACAGUAUCCGAUCCAUCAGAUCGAUCGGGAACUGAUCGAUCAGUAGUAGGGGGUGGAACAGUGAGUGUCAGUGUCAGAUCUAGAAGGCCUGAUGGACAGUGCACAGUAACUGAAGUUUAAAUAAAAAUGUCUUCAGCUCCAUGCUCAAGGUUGAAAGGGUUACCUGUAAAUUUCUGCCCACAUAACAUUAUACUCAUCCCUAGUAGUGCAUUUUGGGAGUUGGGGUGGGAAGGGGUAUGGGAAGGAUAGACCCAUAAUCAAAAUGUCUAACAUGUCUCUGUUGAGAAAUUUAUUUAAUGUAAGGAACUUGGGUGUUAAUAGUUGAGAGCUGUUUAGUAAUAACCCAGUUUUCUUGAGGUCUGUUUACUUUAUAGUUUUUAAAAACUUCUGUAGUUCUUUUGGCCAGUGUGUUUGUAUUAUCUGUGCAUUAAUGGUCCUCAUCUGACUCCUGCAUUGUGUCUUAUUUUUCUGCAUGGAUUGGCAUAAGACCAUUACUAAAAUUUGGCACCUGUGAGAUGUUUGAUAUUAUGAGCAGGAAGCAUAAUUUAAUGUAAGAAUAGAUGUGAAUUUGGGAUUUCAAAAUAGAUGAAUAACAACUAUUUUAUAGUAAAGUUAUUGAUAUGGAAAUGAAAACAGCCAGUAACUUAUGUUUCAGAAUGUUUGUAACACACUUCAUGGCGUUCCCAUAGGCUUUGCUGUCUAGUCUUAUAGUUUGAGGUUUUUCUGGUCAGCAUUUUUCUUUUUGAUUACAAAAUUUAUAAUUUAAUAAAUACCAGAGUUUAUCAAAAACAAUUUGUCUCUUGUUUGAGUGUGGAAAGCAUGUGGAAACAUUUUGACAUUUGUGACCAAAGGUCACUUAAAAAGUGGUGGUUUUAAUUGGUUGUUUUCAGCUUUAAAUCACCUGUCCAGAAGUCUGAUUUUUUUUCUUAAGAGAUUAUUUAAACAGAACCUAUAGGCAGUGUGUAUAUAAUAAAUAUAUAUGGAAAUAAAA
Piliocolobus tephrosceles (Ugandan red Colobus) is the source of this 3192-nucleotide messenger RNA. RefSeq names its product ring finger protein 146 (gene RNF146). Gene Ontology annotation, molecular function: poly-ADP-D-ribose binding; zinc ion binding; ubiquitin protein ligase activity. The record is from RefSeq and is a predicted model, not a curated record. Bases 1233 to 2321 code for a protein of 362 amino acids. Lineage: Eukaryota; Metazoa; Chordata; Mammalia; Primates; Cercopithecidae. Gene Ontology annotation, cellular component: nucleus; cytoplasm. The transcript has 6 exons. Gene Ontology annotation, biological process: ubiquitin-dependent protein catabolic process; Wnt signaling pathway.